GGGGAAACUCCUGAUCCUAUGAUGGAUAUAUAAGCAGCUGAUAUGGAGAAGUUAAAAAAUAAAAUCAUCACAACAUUGAAACAUUGAAAGCACAAUGACGACUAUUGCCGUUUUUGUUUUGCUAGUCUGUUUGCUUGUUGCAGAUGUAAAAGGGCAACAACAAGGUUCCCAAGGCAGAUGCCUCUGUGCUGACAAAGGUGUGGAUGUGGUUCCCCGAAAGAUGAUUGAGAAGGUUGACAUUUUCAACCUAAGCCCAUCUUGUGAAAAGCAGGAAAUUAUUGUCACUCUGAAUAGUAAGCGGAAAUGUUUGAAUCCAGAGUCUAAAUUCACACAGAAUUUAAUCAGGUGGAUUCUUGAAAAGAGGGCCCAGCAAGGUUCCUCAAGAUAAAUUUAAAUCAUCUUGUCAUAUCAAAAGACCCUGAUGUCAGCACCAGCUACUUAAAUAUACUGCACCACUACGCAUUUAAUAUUUAUAAAGAGACAUUAUAUUAUAAUUGUUUUAUUGGUUAUGCAAUUGUUUUUAACACUGUGUAAAGUGUUUUUUUCUUUCAUAAAACAAACAAACACUGUUGUGUUGUGCUACAUUUGUAAUCAGGACAACAAGU
Triplophysa rosa is the source of this 605-nucleotide messenger RNA. Its product is annotated as C-X-C motif chemokine 11-6-like. Lineage: Eukaryota; Metazoa; Chordata; Actinopteri; Cypriniformes; Nemacheilidae. The record is from RefSeq and is a predicted model, not a curated record. Bases 95 to 388 code for a protein of 97 amino acids. Gene Ontology annotation, molecular function: chemokine activity; CXCR chemokine receptor binding. Gene Ontology annotation, cellular component: extracellular region. Gene Ontology annotation, biological process: cellular response to lipopolysaccharide; chemokine-mediated signaling pathway; inflammatory response. The transcript has 4 exons.